UUUUAGUUCUUUUUCUAUCCUCACUUCAAUGGUUUAUAUCAACGAUUGGAACGAAUAUCAAGAGGCUGUUGAACAACUAUAUUUGAAUUCUCCAAAAAAGACACGUUAUGUGACAAGCUGGCGUCAUUCCACGGGACAACUUGUUAUGAAGGUCACUGACGAUUCACUGGUUCUCAAGUACAGAACGGACCAAGCUACAGAUUUGAAAAAAUUUGAACGAUUAAAUCGAUCAAUGAUGUUGAAAAUGCAGAACAGGAAGGAGCCAAAUGAAAGCGAAAUUGCCACUUCAUCCGGAACGAUACAAUCUCAGCAACUAACGCAGGUGUCGGACCAAACUACCGAGGUAAUUCCUGCGACAGAAUCGGCAGCUGGAACAUCAUCUGGAGCGUCAAAUCAGCAACCAUCUUCAAAAAAGAAGGGAAAGAAAGGACGAUGA
Molecule: messenger RNA, 436 nt
Organism: Acaulospora morrowiae
Lineage: Eukaryota; Fungi; Glomeromycota; Glomeromycetes; Diversisporales; Acaulosporaceae
Source: the annotation of a GenBank genome assembly